AAGCGCGGGGUCGGGGCUGUCCGACCUCCCUUCCCCGAGGGACACGGCGGGAAACACGGCCCGACCCUUCAGGGAAGAACCCCAAUCUCCCUGCUGCGCCACCGCGCCGCUGACAGGGGGUCGCCUGGCUCCUGAGGGAAGGAGAGGAUAGUAAGGCGGGAAGGGAGUCGGCGGAGCGGGGUGGGGUUAGCCGGGCCCGCAUGUGUGGGAAAACCAGACAUGGGGGCUUCCUGAGGUGAAAAGCGCCCCGGCUUUCGCCGCUGAGAGAGACCCUCCGCUGCAACCGCACCUCCGCGCAGCUCGACCCGCCGCCGCCGGGAACCGUGCCCGGGCUCCGAGUGUUAUAGAGUAAUCUGUAGCUAAAGAAAAACUUAGUCCACAAGAGACUUCAGAAGUGCAGUGACCCAGCACAGGCAAGGCUGAAGAGAGCUGCCACCUCAGUUGUACACAGCAAAAGGAAGGUGCCAAGAGCUCUACACCCACCAUGUUGCCCUGUGGACCAGCUUUGUCCUUUGUUCGGUGUCUGGUGAGGAAGAAGAAUGUCAGUGCUGAAAGCCCUGAGGACUCCAAGUUGUGCCGAUGCUUAUCGACAGUGGACCUUAUAGCCCUGGGCGUAGGAAGUACCCUUGGUGCUGGUGUUUAUGUCCUUGCUGGAGAAGUAGCCAAAUCCAAUUCUGGACCUAGUAUCGUGGUUUCUUUCUUCAUUGCUGCGCUGGCAUCUGUGAUGGCAGGUCUCUGCUACGCUGAGUUUGGUGCUCGCGUUCCCAAGACUGGUUCUGCAUAUUUGUACACUUACGUAACUGUCGGUGAACUGUGGGCUUUUAUCACUGGUUGGAAUCUUGUUUUAUCCUAUGUUAUAGGUACAUCAAGUGUAGCAAGAGCCUGGAGUGGCACUGUUGAUGAACUUCUUGAAAAACAGAUUGGUCAUUUCUUCAGAACCUACUUCAAAAUGAAUUACUCUGGGCUAGCAGAGUAUCCUGACUUCUUUGCUGUAUUCCUUAUAUUACUUUUAUCAGGUCUUUUAUCUUUUGGAGUAAAAGAAUCUGCAUGGGUGAAUAAGAUUUUCACUGCUAUUAACAUCUUGGUCCUACUCUUCGUUAUGAUUUCUGGUUUUGUGAAAGGACAUGCUGACAACUGGAAAAUAAGUGAAGAAUCUCUCAUAAACCUGACGGCAGAAAAAGAGAAUUACUCAUCCAAUGAGAAUGUGACAAGUAUAUAUGGGAGUGGUGGCUUUAUGCCAUAUGGUUUCACAGGAACGUUGGCUGGUGCUGCAACCUGUUUUUAUGCUUUCGUAGGAUUUGACUGCAUUGCAACAACUGGAGAAGAGGUCAAGAAUCCUCAGAAAGCCAUACCCAUAGGAAUUGUGGUGUCCCUGCUUGUCUGCUUCAUGGCCUAUUUUGGGGUUUCAGCUGCACUGACACUUAUGAUGCCAUACUGUCUACUAGAUGAGAAAAGUCCUCUGCCAGUGGCAUUUGAUUAUGUUGGAUGGGGUCCUGCGAAAUAUGUUGUAGCUGUGGGAUCCCUCUGUGCUUUGUCUACAAGUCUUCUUGGAUCCAUUUUCCCAAUGCCACGUGUAAUCUAUGCUAUGGCGAAGGAUGGGUUGCUUUUCAAAUGUCUAGCUCAAAUCAGUUCCAAAACGAGGACCCCACUAGUUGCUACUCUAUUGUCUGGUGCAGUGGCAGCUAUAAUGGCAUUUCUGUUUGACCUAAAGGCUUUAGUGGACAUGAUGUCUAUUGGUACGCUUCUUGCUUAUUCACUUGUGGCAACUUGUGUCCUCAUUCUUAGAUACCAACCCAGUUUAACCUACGAGCAACCAAAAUAUUCUCCAGAAAAAGCAGCUUUGGCUGCACCUGAAAAGGAAUCUGCAGUAAGUGAAUCACAGAUACAUAUGAUAGAAGAGAACCACUUCAGUCUUAAGGCCCUGAUUAAUCCAUCCAGUUUACCUACUGAGCAGACUGCAACUACCGUUAACUUUUUAGUGGGUCUUUUAGCUUUCUUGAUUUGUGGCUUGAGCAUCCUCACUACUUACGGGAUUCAUUUCAUUGCUAACUUGGAGCCCUGGAGUAUUUGCCUUCUUGCUGUGUUGGUGGUGUCCUUCAUAGUUACCAUUCUCCUCAUCCAAAGGCAGCCUCAGAACCAGCAGAAAGUGGCCUUUAUGGUUCCACUGUUGCCAUUUUUGCCAUCCUUCAGUAUCCUGGUAAAUAUUUACUUGAUGGUACAAUUAAGUGGAGACACUUGGAUCAGAUUUAGCUUCUGGAUGGCACUUGGCUUCCUCAUUUACUUUACUUAUGGCAUCAGGCACAGUCUUGAAGGUCAUCGUAGCGAUGAAGAUGACUAUUCUUGUUCAGAAAAUAGUGGCUUGCAGGAAAAGAACCCUGUGGAAGAAGUGGAUGAACCUGAAAAUGCAAACGAAAGUGAUCAAUUUCUUGCACAUGAGAGGACAAGUGAAUGUUAAUCUAUGUAAACAUACAGGUCUUUUAAACCUUUAAUUGACAUUUUACGUGCGGACUGAAAUUUCAAAAGCUUUCUGCCAACAUUGUGCCUCUUGAAAGUGUUUACUACAAGGCCUGGCUGAUAUUUUGGACAAGCUGCUAAUCCAUCUUCACCAUUUCAGAACUGACAGCAUGGAGAUUAAUAUUUAAAUUAAAAAACAAACAAGAGAAGUACCUUUUGGCAAGCAAAAAUUUGGAUGCAUUGUUUGAACUGUCAUCCAAAAUGACUGGCAAUCAUAAAAUAUGAAGAAUUUUAGAACUGCCUGCAAGAAGUUCUGAAUAUUUGACACUGCAUUGUGAACACACGUGCCUUUCGUACCUUCUCCUUACCUCUGUUAUGUGUUUUGGUCACAAUCUAAUAGGUCUCUUUUUUUCUACAGAAGUAACUCUCACAGGACAUAAACUGCAUUCAGGCCUGGAAAAUAUCUGCAAAUGGUAAUUGUACAGAUCUGAUACUUUGCAAAAAGUAGAGGAUCAUAUAUUUAUAUCAAAAGAAAUAAUUGCUUACCCUUACUAAUCAGUAGUCACGGAGAACUCAAACAGUGAAGAUACUUGAAGGGCUUUUACUCCCUCUAAAUAGUAUUCAAGAUUUCUACUUAUGUGAAUUCCUUUCAGAGAUGGUGUGUGUAUAAAAUAAUACUCCCAAGAGGAGUUAUGUUGUUUUCUGCAAAAGCACCUGGGAAAUAAUCUGUUGGUCACAGUACUGACAGUGACAUUUGUAUGUGAUUUAGCAAGUAUUGUGCUUUUGAUUUCAGAAGGGCCAGGAUUUUAUCCCUGACAACCUAAUUUGGUACUUACAUGCAGCAGUCAUCAAGUUUUCCUCCUUACUACUCAUUUAUUCCCCCUGUACUUUCUUCUCCCUUAUCAUGUGCCAGAGCUGAUACUUCUGAGAUUAGUUGUUACACAUUGUUUCUCCUCAGAAAAAUUAAUGUGCAAAAUUCCAGGGAGGUUAAAAAACCAGAGGCCCAGGCUUUGGAAAAAAUUCCUCAUCAAAACAGUAUUUCAGUGCUUCACUAAGCCUUAAACAUAUGUUAGGACAGCAGUUUUUUGUGAGCCAAGCCUACAUCCACAAAUCCAUUCAUGUGGGUAGGAUGUCCAAAUACUAAUUUAUGUAAAAAACCAAAUUGUUGCUGCAUUGCUGGGUCAACAAUUAUUUUAAAGCUAGUGAAAAUGGAAACUGUUCUUUCAACAUAAAAGUCAUGUUAUCUGUCAAAGGCACCCGGAUAUUUUACCACUUUUUCUCAGCAAGUAGUAGGCUCAAGUCCCAUGAAGGAUUCCACAAUAUGAAGUUAUUUUGCAAGAAUGUAUUUAUAAAAAACUUCCCUAAAGUAAGAACUGUCUUGGACUUUGUCAGGGAGAGUUUCAAUCUGUUGUCAGUAGUAAUCAUUGGUAUUAAUCUCUGUUGUAGGUAUAAAAUCUUCAGUUCCCAUGAGAGCUACGUUGGUUGACAGUGAAAAGCACCUUACAUUUUUACAAUAGCUGGAAUUUCACACACACAAAAAAAAAAAGAAAAAGAAAAGAAACUAGUUAGGCUGCUUCUGUCUCUCUCCUGUUCUUUUUCACAGCAAUAGAUUCAUGCUUUUUAAUCUUAAAACAACUUCUGUUGUUGUAAGAGGGUAGCAUGCCUAAAUGUUAAAGGGCAGGAGAAGUGCUUCUUGAUAAAGAACCCUGCAACAGGCUGAUCUUCUACCCUGGGGUAGGUCUGAGGUUUUCAGCCUGAUCCUUUCUUCUCUGCUUGAACUGGGAGAAGAGGCUCCUGCACUGCUGGCAGCAGCAAGUGGACAGAUGUGGACAGAUGUGUGCUGUUGCACCAGUGGCCUCUCCUGACUACUCAGAGUUAGGAGUAGCGAUCUGAAAAUGUGAGAGGCAUGCAAUAGGUAAAACACCUACCUCUUAACUGAGGUUCCAGCAUAUCCAUCCUCUAACUGCAACUGCUGUCCUAAGAACUGUUCUAGUGAUUGGUGGUCCUUAACAAUGGAUGGGACACAGAGGAUGAGGAGAAACUAUCACGUAGGUGGCAAUGGGAUACUGUUUUUUAAUAAAUCAUAAUCCAUCCAGACUUGAUCAUAAGUUAUAGCCACUUCUUUCCAAAAUCCAUCAUUGUUUACAAGAUGCUAUUAAAGAAAGACUCAAAUCUCAGAUUAAUACAAGUAGAUGAUCUGCUAAGUAAAUGGAUGAGAAUUCUCAGGGCAGUUCCUGAAGCUAUUGAUAAUUUUCAGUACCUCUAUUCAGUGAAUGAAAGAGCUGUCUAUGUCAGUUGGAUCUGCUAUUUUAAUUGUAAUUCUCAACUGGAGUCCAUUUUUAUGCCAAAAAUGACAAAAGAACUAUAUGUUCAUGUUUGAAAUAUUAGAAAUUUAAGACUUUCCAGGGUCUUGAAAGGAAUACAAUAUAGUAAUCCUUAGAUAUGUCAAAACAAAGGUUUUAUUUUAAAGUAACCAAAAAUUGAGUAAAUGAAUGUAUGUUCUGUGUUUUUAAUCCCACAAGUAUUUGAAAUAGAGAAGCUGAUACUUUUCCUGAAGCGUGGCUUCUUCAGUGGUUGUACUUUCACAGGACAUUGUUAACCUGUCUUGCCUAGUACUCUUAAAUCCUCAGCUGCAAAAAAUGCCAUUGCUGUGGGAUCAAGUCAGCAGUGCUCAGGCAAAGCUUUUGCAUGACAUCUUUACAAGCCUACAGUGAAACACAGCUCCUUUAAAAUUCCUUACACAUCUUGGUGUGUGGGAAGCAGAGACUGACUUUUUUCUAUGGUUGCUGAUGCUACAGAGCAGGCAAGCCAGGCUCCCAAGAUGAAACUGCUGCUGUUCUGUGAUAUGCAAGGAAGAUCCCAUUCCCUCCCAAGGCCAUCAUAUAGAAUGUAUGUGUGCACACCUGUCUAUAUGUUUGCAUCUGCCUGACAUUAGCCCAUAGUGAUUUUGAUGUACUGAUUAAAAUAAUUUCUAUACUGCACUGGAAUUUUCCUUUGAAGGGAUAUUGUCAAUAUAACAAACUUUUGACUAAAGCAAGUGCUAGCUAAAGCUUCUGGAGAUAAUUAGAGAAGAUAAACUUUACAGGUUAUUUACUUAAUGGAUGUGUCAGCACUUUGUGUAUUGACAGUUUCUCCUUUCUUUUGUGUGAAUAUUUCUCCCCCUGCCUUGUUAGAGAAAUCAGUUAUAUAAAAAUAGAAGAAUGUGCCUGUACAAAUGUUGCUAAGGGAGAUGGGAGCAGCUGCAGCACAGGAACUAUCCACUUAACUAAUGAGAUACAAAACGAAAGUAAAGUCAAGUCAUUGGGUAUUCUCAGUUGCUUCAACUGCGCAAAGGUUUUUUAUAUGUGUGUACAGUUAAAGUCAUUAUUAGUCAGGGGCUGAGUAAGAACAUGACAAGCCAGAAGUAAGAUAUUUAUGCUAAUUUUAGUAUGCAUUUGUAUAUGCAAUCUUGAAAUUCCAGAUGCUUUACUGGGAUUUUGCAGGAGCAGGUCACGUGAAGGACAGCCAUGCUAGUCCUUACACAGGAGCCAUGUAUGAAACAAACCCUGAUUUUGUUCUCAUGUUUGCUGUACAUCUGUAUUUGCUGAGAGAGCAGCUGAAAGCACAGUCUAGUGGAAUUAAAUACCUGCUGUUAUUUUUUGAUGUAGUUGUUGAUAUUGUAAAUUGUUCUGUGCAAAUAAUAAUGGUAUGUGUUAACACAAAAUAUCUAUUAUUGGAGGUAGCUUAUUGGUUUUUUUUUUUCCUUCCUUUGUGGAAAAAAAUCCUCCAAAACCUGUAUUUGCAUUGGUACAUUCUGGAUGUGCCUUUACAUAGAGGAAUUAUUCUUAUCUAGUUGGAUUUAAGAAAGUAAGCCAAAGCCUAUUUAAGGGAGCACAAAUAAAUCUUUUUGUUCUGAGUGAUAAGAGAUAAGAUAACAUUUCAGUAUAAUUCACGUUAACUAUCUUCUUGUGGUAUUUCAGUCCUAAUUCUGCCGUAGGAAAUUUUAUGAGGUAACUUAGAUUUCAUUGUCUGUUAUCCUGGAUAAAACUAUUCUGUUAAUAAUAGUAUGCUUUUUCCUGCACAACAAAUGCCAGUUAGCAUCUGAAAUCUUUCAUAUUAUGUUUAUGUCACCAUGUGUUAAAGCCAUUUAUAUUACCUGCUGUUAGAGAAUUAUCAGUAAUAAAUGUCAUUACUAAUGAUGUAGGGUUACUUAGGUACUUAGGAAUUUAACUAUGCCAUCCAGAAACUUCAAAUAAUACAACGAAUUUAGAGGCAAAACUUGGUAAAGUAUAUAUUCUGUAUUUUAUUAGAUGAUAAAUGUACAAGUCUAGCCACCUUUCCCCUAAAAUUUAUGCGAAGAUAUAUAUAUUUUUUAAGAAAUAAAAGGCAUCUUGUUUUCAUGGAGGUUUUAGUAAAUACCAAUAUCAGACGCGCUGUAAGCAUCCUGAGAUACCGAAAGCUGAACAACCUGGGUGAAAUCUGUGACAUUGCAGGAAAUCUGUGUGAGACUGUGCAAUUGUUUUAAUCAGGUGUGAUGCCUUUGGCACUGAGGUGUGUUUUGUACCAUAGGAAUUUAAUUCACAUGAUAGCUGACAUGUGUUACUUGAUUACAUGAAAAAGAAAAUAAAAGCAUCUUUUAAUGCUUUUGGACCCUAAUUCUUCCUAGACUUGCCAGGAAGUUUGUACAAAUUGCAGUAUGCUCAUUGAAUGCAUUGGGAUUACUCAGUGUUAGGCAAAUAGAUAUUUUACUGGAAAAGCAGGUGGUAUUUCACAUAGUGUAGGAUCUUUGUAUUUAAUUUCCCGUACCUUUAGUAUUUCUUUCUGGUAUAUGUUUUGAGGACCUCUGAUUUUUUUAAUAGUUGGACCUUUCCAAAGCUAAAUAUAAUGCCUUACCAUCUCCUGAUCUAUUUUCCAUUCUAUUUUCAAAAUCAAACUCCUUAACAUUAGCCAAGUUGAAGGAUUUCUGUGCAGAGACAUGCAUUACAAAGAACUAUGUAUAUAUAUAAUUAUUUUUCUUGUCAGUUGGACAAAUUCUGUUGUCUUUGUAUGUUUUCAUUGAGCCUUGUGCCAGGUAAACUGCAGCUUCACCAUGUUUAGUUGGAGUCAGGACAAGGGAUAAAAGGAUUUGAAUGUUUAGGAGGGCUUUUUUCUUUUGUGAUACCAGAAAGUAAAGCAUGAAAUACAUGUUACAUAUCUUUAAAAAUAGUUAUGUGUGCAUCAUUUUAAAAAACAUUAGUGUUCAUAUUCAUUUUAACUUUUAUUUUUGUUCAUAUGUACAUUGUAGUGAUUAUUUCUGUAUUAUAUGCUGCUGAGCAUUUAAAAUGUAGAUAGAAUGAUUAUGAUGUGACUUAAAAGAUAAAUUUGUAUUUCUUUGAAGUGCUCUACCAAAAUGAAAAGUCUUGAAUUUUUAUGAAUGUAAAAAUGCUUACAUUUAAGAAUAUGGUGCUUGUUUUUUCACUUUUACAAUAGAAUUGUAAUCAGUGAUAUUUUUAGUUACCUUUGUUCCAAAUUCUGAUGGAAAUUACAUUGCUCUUCAUUUACUGUAAAAUGUGCUUCACAGGA
Molecule: messenger RNA, 7995 nt
Organism: Grus americana (Whooping crane)
Lineage: Eukaryota; Metazoa; Chordata; Aves; Gruiformes; Gruidae
Gene: SLC7A2
Product: solute carrier family 7 member 2
Exons: 13
Coding region: 485-2455 (656 amino acids)
Biological process (GO): amino acid transport; transmembrane transport
Cellular component (GO): plasma membrane
Molecular function (GO): amino acid transmembrane transporter activity
Source: RefSeq, a predicted model, not a curated record